AAAUGAUCUUCUUCGUUGAUUUCAGUCAUGAACAUAAUGCGCAUACAGCCCUACUGUCCCUGUUACAUAUUCAGGCAACAAUUUUUAGCUGACGCCUCUUGAGUUAUUCAAAAUUUGAAAACUCUCCGGCCACGUAGGCGCUAUUGAUUUCAACUAAAUUAAUCCACAAAGCUGUGACCCAAAAUCAUUUGAAUAAACAGAAAAAUCGUUUAAAUAACUGUAAACAUUCAGCAACACUCAAACAUUUUGGGAAGAAAUCUGAAUAAAGACAAAGCAUUUAACUUCGGAUUUGAGUAGCCUACACUCAGUGCAAUGAAGAUGAAAACGUGUUUUAUCCAGGCGUUUGUUUUGGCAAUGCUGGCGACCGUAGUAGUUUCGUCUAGCGGUAGUAGCAGCAGCAAAGAGAAAAGCGAGGGUGAAAAAUGUGGAGAAGUGAAAAAGAAUGGUGACUUUAAAGCGAAGGGUAUAUGUGAAGAAGGUACAAAAUGCAUGUGUCCAGAAGAACCAAACUGCAGCCGAAAGGUUAAGUGCUACUGUAAAGCAUUAACAACAAUGGCCCCGUUUACAAUACCAACUGAAGCCCCAACAAUGGCUUCGAAUACAACGCCAACGGAAGCCCCAACAAUGGCUUCGAAUACAACGCUAACGGAAGCCCCAACAAUGGCUUCGAAUACAACGCCAACGGAAGCCCCAACAAUGGCUUCGAAUACAACGCUAACGGAAGCCCCAACAAUGGCUUCGAAUACAACGCCAACGGAAGCCCCAACAAUGGCUCCGUAUACAACGACAAAAUACGAAAAGUCUAGCGGUAGUAGCAGCAGCAAAGAGAAAAGCGAGGGUGAAAAAUGUGGAGAAGUGAAAAAGAAUGGUGACUUUAAAGCGAAGGGUGUAUGUGAAGAAGGUACAGAAUGCCUGUGUCCAGAAGAUCCAAACUGCAGCGGAAAGGUUAAGUGCUACUGUAAAGCAGUUACAACAAUGGGUCCGUAUACAACGCCAACGGAAGCCCCAACAAUGGCUUCGAAUACAACGGGAAAAAAGCUUUUCAAAUAG
This is a messenger RNA of Owenia fusiformis, 1050 nucleotides long. The record is from the annotation of a GenBank genome assembly. Lineage: Eukaryota; Metazoa; Annelida; Polychaeta; Sabellida; Oweniidae.